Messenger RNA from Colletotrichum godetiae, 618 nucleotides. RefSeq lists its product as uncharacterized. The record is from RefSeq and is a predicted model, not a curated record. The transcript has a single exon. Bases 201 to 521 code for a protein of 106 amino acids. NCBI's taxonomy places the organism in Eukaryota, Fungi, Ascomycota, Sordariomycetes, Glomerellales, Glomerellaceae.
CCACCCUCCUCUUUGCUUCUCUCCGACUACCCUCGGGGCACACACGCCUCGUACUUCGUUUUGCCAUGUCAUCGAUACCUGUAGCGGUAGGUACGCUUGCUUCUACACGCAUCGUACUUUUCUCAAAAUUUCAUCUUCCACUUUACCGUCCCCUUCUAUUUUCCUCUACUCCGUCCACCCAAAGGGCCUAGGCCUAGGCCAUGGACGGCAUGGACCAGGAAAACGCCAGCUGUCACACCAUCUACUCCAUACCCCUUUCAGCGUUUUGGUUUGUUCGGUACUGCAUAGUCCAAUCUGUAGUAUUCGUAGUUUGGUCAGUUCUCUCUCCUGCGACAACUGUCAGAAUAUGGCUGGGUAAUCGUUGCGGUGUGCAUGUAACUCGUACUCUCUCUCUCUCCUCUGGAAUGGGCCAUGACCCAACGGCUGAAAGUGUAUAUGCAAGUUCACGCAUCGAUGCCCCAUGGCAAGCUGUGCUUAACGACGGCGGGCUUAAUAGGGCAAUGUACCCAACGUGCCGUUGAGCCAUAUCACCACACCCCCUUGGAGAGCUGAACCGUCUGAAUGGUGCAACACACCGAGAAAGACAAAGCUGUGUAAAGGAAAUGAAUGGCAGAGCAA